Molecule: messenger RNA, 1543 nt
Organism: Bactrocera oleae (olive fruit fly)
Lineage: Eukaryota; Metazoa; Arthropoda; Insecta; Diptera; Tephritidae
Source: RefSeq, a predicted model, not a curated record
UUGUUAUUAUUUUUCAAACCAUUUUCACGCCACCCUAUCAAUAUUGAGUGGCCUACUCUUCGCGUCACGUGUUAUACGAUCCGCUCUGAAGCAGUCAAACGGAAGUCGGCGCCUGUUGGUUUUCGCUCAAUAAAUUUUGAGUUUUGCUAGGUCAGAGCCGACAACUGGACAGGAAUGUUCGCAAUUAAACUCUCACAUUUGUUUGGGUAAAAUUUCGCACAAAUUCACCAUACUUCCCUUGGGAUCAACGAUCAGGCAUACAUAUCUAUAUCUAAAUGAUGUAUAUACAUAUGUAUAUGUAGGUCUGUAUACAUACUGUAAUGUAAACAUAUGUAUAUAUGGUAAAAUGUAAAUCUUUAUGCAUUCGGAUAUGUAGGUAUACAUUUUCCUACGCAUAUACAUAUACACACGCGUAUCACCCACGACAGAGUCCAGCAAAGGCACACAUGUGGAUAGUUGCUCAUUGCGCUUAUCCCAGAUUCUACGAGAUAUACGUACAUACAUAUGCUGUGUGAUAUAUACCCGACAGUUUGAAAGCGUUGUUCAAAGAGUACACUCGUCAAUUUGUUGCAUCGACGUAAAGCGGACGCAGCGUUUUUAAGCGAAUUUGUUUCAUUAAAAUUGUGACACUUACGAUAAAUAGUUAAAUACAAAAAUGCAUUUUGGACGAUGGAAUACAAAAAACUUGGUCAUCGGCAGUGCUGUUCUAUUAGUAUUGUAUGUUUUGAAUGCGAAUCGGCCGAGGAAAUUCGAAAUCGAUACGACUAUCUAUAAUGUUAAGCCGGUGGAGGUGUGGGAAUAUAUGUCAGAUUUCAGAAAAAUGCGCACGUUGAACCCGUCAGUUGUGAGCUUCAAAAUUAUCGCCGACAGUGGACACGCUCAUGAUUGGCGUUAUACCGUUGAAUACUGGGAGCGUAUAUCGCAUUGGCCGCAUUUUUUUAGUAGAGCGACAGCAGAUUAUAUUGUUAAGAAGACAAUGCCCGGAGAGAAAGACCCAACAUAUACGAUUGAGUCAAGGCAUUCAACAUGCUUCUUUAAAGGCAUCUAUUGUGUGACCUCCACAAGCGAAUUUAAAUGUCGUGCUAAGGGCCGGGACACCUAUUGCGAGGAAGACAUAGUAUAUCAGUGCCCGCCAUUCCUGGGUACCGUUUGUCGUCGUGAGUUGGAACAUCAGCGCAAAACAGUUAUGAAAAAUUUAACUGCAAUCUUUAGUAAUACAGGAUAAUAUUCAUAACAACGCAUUUAAUUCAUUUAUAUACUUCAUUUAUUUCAAUCACUUUAAUUCUUCUCUUUUUUUGGCUAAAUAUUAAAAUUUUUUAACAUUGAUUUUAAUUUACACUCUCGUGUGUAAAUAUAUAUGUAUAAUAUUAUUAAACACUAGAACGAAACUAAUGUAAAUGUAUUUAGUUUUUUCUUGUUUUUUGUAUAUGCAUACAUUCAAUGGCGUUCAAUGGCCGAUGCGAAAUAGUUGUACCCAGCAGUUUUAUGUAUGAGGUGCAGACAUUUCACAUAGCUUACAUUAAAUGUCUAUACUUUGAACUAA